Messenger RNA from Scutellospora calospora, 1092 nucleotides. The record is from the annotation of a GenBank genome assembly. Lineage: Eukaryota; Fungi; Glomeromycota; Glomeromycetes; Diversisporales; Gigasporaceae.
AUGACUUCUCAAAAAAAUCAUAAAUUAUGCAUGGUUCCUGGUCCUGUGGAAUUCCAUGAAGAUGUAUUGUCAUCAAUGUCCACACUUGCAAUUUCUCAUGUUUCUCCUUCAUUUAUUCCUGUAUUUGGUGAAAGCAUUGAACUUUUGCGUAAAUUAUUUUUUACAAAUAAAGGUCAACCUUUUGUCAUUUCAGGUUCAGGAACUCUUGGGUGGGAUAUGGUUUCUUCAAAUUUAAUAGAACCAGGCGAGGAUGUAUUGGUCUUAAACUCUGGUUACUUUGGUGAUUCGUUUACUGUUUGUCUCGAGACAUAUGGCGCCAAAGUUACGCAAGUCAAAGCUGAAAUUGGUGAUAGUCCCUCUUUAGAAGCAAUUAAGGAAGCACUCUCUACAAAAAAAUUCAAAGCUAUUACUAUUACUCAUGUAGAUACAUCUACUGGUGUACUUUCUGAUGUAAAAGCAAUAUCUGCUUUGGUUAAACAAAUUUCUCCUGAAACAUUGGUUAUUGUUGAUGGUGUAUGUUCCGUUGGUUCUGAAGAAAUUCGUGUGGAUGAGUGGGGUAUUGAUAUUGUUUUGACCGCAAGCCAAAAAGCUAUUGGCGUUCCUCCAGGAUUAUGUAUUUUGAUUGCAAGCGAAAGAGCUAUUGUAAUCAUGAACGCUUAUGAAAACAGGAAAGCAAUGUAUUUUGCUACACCACCAGUUCAAUUAAUAUAUGCACUACACACAAGUCUUAAACAAAUUACUUCAAUUCCGCUUGAGAAACGUUUCCAACAACAUAAAGAUGUCAGCAAUCAUAUCAAAAAUUCUCUUGAGGAGUUGGGAUUGAAAUUUGUUCCGAAAACAAGAGAAAUAUCUGCUAAUGGAAUGACUGCCGUUUACUACCCAGAUGGCAUCAAAGCGACUGAUCUUCUUCCUAAAGUAGCCGAACAUGGUGUCGUAAUUGCUGGUGGAUUACAUAAAAUAAUUGGUCCCAAAUACUUUAGGGUUGGCCACAUGGGUAUUAGUGUAACCGAACCUCACAGACAACAUAUAGAAAAGACAAUUGAAGCUCUUAGAGUAAAUUUAAAAGAAUUGGGCUAUAAAGGUGCAAAUUAG